AUGAAGAGUGCCCUUAACAUCCUCCUCCUCACUCUAUCUGUCCUGUACAGAGCUGAGUGUGUCUGUGGGAAGACACUGAAGGACAUGGUGCAGGAAUGGCAGAGGUAUCGGGAAGACUGCGAGCGGAAUAUCAGCUCUGAGCCUACACCCUCAGGUGCAUUCUGCAGACGCAUGUUUGAUAUGUAUGCUUGCUGGACAGAUGGUAUGCCAAACACCACAGUCAAAGUGCCAUGCCCCUGGUAUUUGCCUUGGUAUGAUCAAGUGCGAACUGGGAAUGUGACCCGGGAAUGUGGCCCAGAUGGCCAGUGGCACACUUUCAACACCAGCCACACCUGGAGAGACCACUCGCAGUGCGACUUCGAUGCAAGCAACCUAAGAGAACAGGAGAAUCAGAUUUUGAUCCUAGCCUAUUUCAGGGUCAUGUACACAGUUGGCUACUCUUUGUCCCUGGCCAGCCUGUCACUGGCCAUCAUCAUACUGCUUCUUUUUAGGAAACUCCGCUGCACCCGCAACUAUAUCCACACCAAUCUCUUCACUUCCUUCAUCCUGCGUGCUGUGUCCAUCCUCACACGUGAUGCUCUGCUCUCCAGGGAGACACCUCAGUUCAGAGAUGACAGUAACAUGUCCCAUGUCCUGAGCGAGCAGGCUCUGUCUGGCUGCUGCAUAGCUCAAGUGAUGAUGCAGUACUGUGUGGGAGCCAACUACUUUUGGCUGCUGGUGGAGGGCCUGUACCUGCACAACCUGCUGGUGCUCAUGGUGUUCUCUGAGCAGAGCUUCUUUUGGGGUUACCUCCUCAUUGGCUGGGGUACUCCCAUAUUCUUUGUGGUGCCAUGGAUCAUAAUGCGCUCCUUGUAUGAGAACACAAGGUGCUGGGAGGUCAAUGGCAACAUGGCAUAUUGGUGGAUCAUCCGAACUCCAAUCCUCCUGGCUAUUUUAGUAAACUUUUUCAUAUUCAUGAGGAUUAUUCAGAUCCUCAUCUCCAAGUUAAAAGCACACCAAAUGAGAUACACAGACUAUAAAUUCAGGCUGGCCAAGUCUACCUUGACACUCAUCCCUCUGCUGGGAAUUCAUGAGGUGGUGUUUGCUGUGGGGACGGAGGAACAGACAGAGGGUAUACUACGCAGCAUCAUCCUUUUCUUUCAUCUGUUUUUCAGCUCCUUUCAGGGUUUUCUGGUGGCUAUUUUAUACUGUUUUGUGAACAAAGAGGUGCAGUCAGAGAUCAAGAAAAAGUGGCAGCGGUGGAAGCUGGGAAUUAGCGUUCUGGAUGAUCGCAACACAGGCAGCCACACUGCACAGGGAUUUAAGUGCUCACAGGACCAUCCGUGUCAGCAGGACUGUUCUGAGAGGGACAGCAGCCACAAGGGCUCAGACCCUCCCCCCACCCAGCCCUCUGUCCAGCGGCAUCAGCAUACUGAAGCUAAGAAGGGCAGGGCGUACUGCUAUAUCUCUGGGCGCAAGCAGGUGCUGAAUGGAUUAGACACACCAGCUUUGGGCCACAUUGAAAUAGAAGGAACAAACCAAUACUGUGAGAGCUACUGCUAA
This is a messenger RNA of Electrophorus electricus (electric eel), 1542 nucleotides long. It is a transcript of the gene gipr, whose product is annotated as gastric inhibitory polypeptide receptor. Gene Ontology annotation, cellular component: plasma membrane. The record is from RefSeq and is a predicted model, not a curated record. Gene Ontology annotation, biological process: cell surface receptor signaling pathway; adenylate cyclase-modulating G protein-coupled receptor signaling pathway. NCBI's taxonomy places the organism in Eukaryota, Metazoa, Chordata, Actinopteri, Gymnotiformes, Gymnotidae. Gene Ontology annotation, molecular function: G protein-coupled peptide receptor activity; gastric inhibitory peptide receptor activity; peptide hormone binding.